Messenger RNA from Caenorhabditis sp. 36 PRJEB53466, 1156 nucleotides. The record is from the annotation of a GenBank genome assembly. Lineage: Eukaryota; Metazoa; Nematoda; Chromadorea; Rhabditida; Rhabditidae.
AUGGAAGGCAAAGAAACUGAUCAGCACCGGUGAGUUUGCCUUUUAUAAAUUGUGCUUACGUCAUUCCCUCUUGCAGCUACAUGCGCAAAGUCGUCUUUGCGGCUUGCGCCGUCGCCACGGUUUCGGUCUUCUCGGCCAUCGUGGUCCUCCCAGUUCUGUACACGUCUGUGCAGAGCCUCCAGCAGGAGAUCACUCUCGAGACCACCUACUGCAAGGUAAACAAGGUUUUCUUUAUUAUUUAACUGAAAAUUAUAAGAAUUUAGAUGCGUUCUCGUGAUAUGCUCAAGAGCCUGUACCAAACCGGCGGACAGAACCGUGUGAAGAGAGGAUGGUUGUUUGGACAAUGGGUUCCAGACAGCGGAGCCGGAGGAGGUGCUGGAAACGGAGGAGAUUAUGGAGCACCAGCUACUGAGCAGCCGUACAAUGCCCCAGCCCCAUCCCCGUCGAACGGAGGAUACGAGCAGCCAUCUAACAACGGAUACGGACCAGUUGUCAACGCCGAGCCAGCUCCACAGUGCUGCACUUGCCAGCAAGGAAAGGCUGGACCACCAGGACCACCAGGAGAUGACGGACACGACGGAAAGGACGGAUCUGCAGGAUCUGAUGCCCACAAUGGAAAGGACGGAGGAGUUGCCCCAUCUGACGGACUCCAGAGCGAGCCAUGCAUAAUUUGCCCUCCAGGAGCUCAGGGACCAAUGGGACCAGCCGGAAAGAAGGGACCAGCAGGACCACGUGGAUCUCCAGGACUUGCCGGAAUCGACGGAAGACGCGGAGAGCCAGGAAUGGUCGGACCAACUGGACUUCAAGGAGAGCAAGGACCACAGGGACCACCAGGAAAGAGAGGAGAAGACGGACGUGUCAUCGACGUGAGUUUACAGAUUUUCUGUCUCAUUUGAUUUUUACGUAUUUAUUUCAGAUCAACGGACCACAAGGACCACCAGGAGCACCAGGAGCUCAGGGACGCAAGGGAGAGGCCGGUCCAAAGGGACGUCGUGGAAACACCAUUCCAGGACCACAAGGGCCAAACGGAGACGCUGGAAGAAAGGGACGUCCGGGACACAAGGGAGAUGCUGGACCACAGGGAGGACUCGGAUCCAAGGGACCGAAUGGAGACUGCUUCCACUGCCCAACCCCAAGAACCCCACCUGGUUAUUAA